Ixodes scapularis (black-legged tick) is the source of this 309-nucleotide messenger RNA. RefSeq lists its product as uncharacterized. The transcript is spliced from 3 exons. NCBI's taxonomy places the organism in Eukaryota, Metazoa, Arthropoda, Arachnida, Ixodida, Ixodidae. The record is from RefSeq and is a predicted model, not a curated record. Bases 1 to 309 code for a protein of 102 amino acids.
AUGAGGACAAUUGUUCUAUUGGCCGUGGUCGCAUUGGGAGGUGUGUCAGUAAUCAUGGGAGACACUAAUCACCGCCACCAUUACGGAGUUUCAUUUGAAGACGGUACAUGCAAGUACCGCAAUAAAACACUUAAAGAUGGAGGCUCUGAAAGAUUUAAGUACCCUUGUGAACACUGGCGUUGCGACGUAAAGGCAAAAACACUUACAGUUCAAGGGUGCAGUGUCAACACACCCGAUGGAAGUUGCGUCCACGUGCACAACCCCCGUUUCAUCUGGCCACAUUGCUGUCCAAGGAAUCCCAUCUGCUAA